GCUCAAAACACGUCCCCCCGGAAGCUUGGCCCCGGACUCUGAGUUCCGGGCAGCAACGGCGGAGGAACAGAGCAGGGAUGGAAGCGACAGGAAGGCGGGGAGAGACUGCGGCAGAGGUCGAGGUCUGGAUGGACAGAGCCGUAGGCAUGGCCAAAGAAGCCCUCGAGAAUGGUGAAGUGCCUGUUGGUUGCCUCAUGGUCUACAAUAAUGAAGUCAUAGGGAAAGGAAAGAAUGAAGUAAAUGAAACUAAAAAUGCAACCCGUCAUGCAGAAAUGGUAGCAAUUGAUCAGGCUAUAGAUUGGUGUCACAAACAGAAGAAGAGAAUGGAGGAAGUAUUUUUGCACACUGUCUUGUAUGUCACCGUAGAGCCUUGUAUAAUGUGUGCAGCUGCCCUUCGCAUGAUGAAAAUCCCACUGGUUGUGUAUGGCUGCCAAAAUGAACGAUUUGGAGGCUGUGGUUCAGUUUUGAACAUCUCUUCUGAUACCUUGACAGACACAGGGGAACCAUUUCAGUGCAUAGCUGGUUAUCGGUCCGAAGAAGCUGUGGAAAUGUUGAAAAUCUUCUACAGGCAGGAAAAUCCAAAUGCACCCAAAUCAAAAGUUCGAAAAAAGGAAUGCAGCAAGUGAUGGAUAGUAAACUGAAGCUGGACAAAUAAGGAAUAUCUGAAACCCCUGGGCAGUACAGACCUGCUCUUGGAGGCCACUAAGAGGUGGAGCAAGACAUAUCUCUUCCUCUGCUUUAUAUCAUAAUCUGUACUUUAUGUGUGCCUGUAAUAAUGCCAAAUGGUAGGUAUGGUUUUUGAAAUGUACAUUUCAUUUGAGGUGAGAGCUGAGGAAAGCAGACUGUGUCCUUCCAGCAAUACUCAAACUGAGCUAUUUUGGCCAUGUUGAUUUUGAAGCUCAUGAGAGGAAGAAACCUUUAUUUUGGCAGUCUUUAGUUUGGCUGGUGCAACUUCACCUGGAUUCCUAAUACUAACGCCAUAGACAAACAUAGCUAUAAGAAUUCUGUAUAUAUUUGAAAAGCUUAAUCAGCCAUGCUGUCAAAAGCAUGUUGAAAUUCACUAUGCUCCAAGUCCUCUGUGUCUCUCCAACCACAGCAGUUUCAUCUGUGGUACUAAAAACAGAGGGUCAUUAUCAGCAGAGGCUGCCAUACUGAUAACUGUUUUAAGAACCUGACUUCUCAGCACUUUGAAGCUGCCUUUUGUCAUGUCAACCCUUCAGUUCACCUAGACCAGGAUUGUCUCUUCUUGCACUAGCUCUCUGGGGAUUUUUAUAAUGUUCCUGUCCCUUGCCUCUUUGGAGUCCAUCAAAACUAGCAGAAAUCUCAUGUUUACUCUUGUUUAAUCCAGGUACCUUGGCUAAAAAAAAUGAACUUGGUUUGUCUGAGUCUAAAUUAACAAAUUGGCUCGUGAUCAUGUGUGACCAAUAUUUGCCAUAUUUGUUCUUUACAGGAUAAGUUUCUUUUCAGUUAAUUGACUGAAGUAACUAUUGCAUUAAGGAAAUGACGGUUUCUUUUUCAUACUUGUUAUAGAAAACUACCUAGAAAAUUGGAAUCUUGAGUAUUUCUUGAAUUGUUACUUUUUAAAAGAUUUCAGUGCAUUGAAAUAGAAUUUAAACUUAUACAGAAAUCCAAAGCAGAAAAAAUAUGGAUAGAGAAGAAUUAGAAACAAUACAGGUUAUAUUUACAAAAAUAAAGCAUUAAUUGCCAACUUUCUUACUGAUGAUUAUACAUGAUAAUAGGCUCUACUUCCCCUAGUAUUAUUUACUAUCAACUUCCGCAUUUUAUUCAAUAUUACUAAUUUUCAAAACCCACAAGUGUCAUUUAUCUUUCUGUUCUUGCAAAAAGUCAGUACAAGGUUCCCAAACUUACAAAAGCACUUCUUAAAGAUAUCUCUCUUAUUAAAGCUGAUCACUUAUCAAUUUUUGCUAGUUUUCUUGUGUAGGUAGGACUAAUAUUGGUGAUAUAGUUUUCAAUAUUCACUCAAUAGUAUAUAUUGAAUGAUUAUUGAAAACUAUGGGCUAUCACCAACAUAUAAGUCCUACCUAUACUAGACCCAUAGAAAUUAAUGGGGUUUCAAUUUGCUCUGACCAACAAAUUCUAUGCUGGGUAGGACUAGCACUGGCUCUGUUGGAUUACAAAUUGCACUCUAAAUGGAGUGUAUCUGUAUCUUUACUUAUUCAACUUGUAUUACUAUGAAUAAGCAAAGGUACAGAUACACUCCAUUUGGAGUACAGUUUGUAAUCUCCUAUCUGAAAUGUUUGGGACCAGAAGUGCUUUGUAUUUUGGAAUUUUGCUGAUUUAAAAACACCUCUAUUUGCACAUAUGUGCAUAGUAAGAUAUGAUGAAGAUGGGACCCAAGUCUAAACACAAAAUUUAUUAUGUUUCAUGUGCAUAUAGAUAAUUUAAACAAAAAAUGAAACAAAGUUUAUCUACUUUGAACCAUCAGAAAGCAAAGGAGUCAUUGUUUCAAUCACUCCUGCAUAAAUUUUAGUGUUUGAAGGAUUUUGUUCUUUGCAACUGCUGUGAGGGGACUGUACUGCAGAUAAUAUUUGUUGGUAUAAGCAGAGGACGGUUCUAACAUUUUUCUGUACUAUUUUGAAAUUAUGUUCAAAUGUUACUGUUAGCUGGGGAUACUAAGAACUAAUUGUUGUCCUAAUCUCCCAUAUUAUAUUUGAAAUAUACCUCCAGAAAGGCAGUUAGGUAGGAAUGGGAAUGGGCAAUAAGGAAAGCCAAAGUUUAGAUCUGACAUCCUCGGUGCUUUAUUGGAUUGCUCCUUGAACAUAUAAAUAUAAUCCAGAAGAGGGCCUUCCUGUUCCAAUAAUGAGUGAAUCAGGCAUAUUGAAAUUGAACCUGUUCUUCUGGAUUCUGAAUGUUGAGAAAAUAAGUAGUUUAGGAUGUUAAACAGCUAUGCGUUGUGGAUUUCUAUAUUGCAGGCAAAAUAUUUCAGUAGUUUGAUUAGACAUGCUGAAACUAGAUUUGGUUUACUGUUUAGUUCUGUUUAGAUCAAUACACUGUACAUUGAAAAUUGUAAUAUUUAAUUGAUAAUAAAACAAUAAAAGCUGUUUUAACCA
Molecule: messenger RNA, 3071 nt
Organism: Anolis carolinensis (green anole)
Lineage: Eukaryota; Metazoa; Chordata; Lepidosauria; Squamata; Anolidae
Gene: adat2
Product: adenosine deaminase tRNA specific 2
Exons: 6
Coding region: 78-626 (182 amino acids)
Biological process (GO): tRNA wobble adenosine to inosine editing
Cellular component (GO): nucleus; cytoplasm
Molecular function (GO): zinc ion binding; tRNA-specific adenosine-34 deaminase activity
Source: RefSeq, a predicted model, not a curated record